Molecule: messenger RNA, 4432 nt
Organism: Nycticebus coucang (slow loris)
Lineage: Eukaryota; Metazoa; Chordata; Mammalia; Primates; Lorisidae
Gene: FMNL1
Product: formin like 1
Exons: 28
Coding region: 603-3962 (1119 amino acids)
Biological process (GO): regulation of cell shape; cortical actin cytoskeleton organization; cell migration
Cellular component (GO): cytosol
Molecular function (GO): actin filament binding; small GTPase binding
Source: RefSeq, a predicted model, not a curated record
AAGCCGGAGGAUGCGGUUCUAGGACCCGGAGGCGCCGCCGAGCGCGCCGCCGCCACGGCCUCGCCUCGGUCGCCUCCCUCUCCAGCAGGUGAAGCGGCACCGGCCGCCCGCUCUGCGGCAGGUGAAGCGGGUCGGCAGCCCCCUCCCCGCGGCUCCAUGGCUGCGGUGGUCCCCCGGCCGGCGCCCGGCGCCCGCCCCCUCCCUCCAGCCCGCCCCCCUGGGGCUGGGUGCGCAGUGGCGGCGGCGAACUGCGGUUUGCGCGCACCGAGAGCGACAGCAGAAGUUCGAAAUUCGCGGAGGGGGGAGCCCGCGCCGCAGCUUCCUGCCCCCGGCCCAGCCCUCUGGCCCCGGCGGCCUGCAGCCUGACUUCCUCCCCCAACCCUGCAGCUCGCCGCCCGGCGCCCUCGGACGGGGCCGCCCCGAUGGGACGUCGCACCCCGGUCCCUGCGCGCCGCUGAGCCAAGCGCCCGCCGUCGCCGAGCCCCCCACCGACGCCGCAAGCCGCUGUCCCCUCGAUUCCCGGGCCAGGAACCUAGUCCCUGUCCCCCAGAAAGCUGGAUUUCCGAGGUUGGAGGCGCCUGGCUGGCUGGGUGGGGACCACCAUGGGCAAUGCGGCCGGCAGCGCCGAGCAGCCCGCUGGCCCGGCGGUGCCGUCCCCCAAGCAGCCUGCUGCCCCCAAGCAGCCGAUGCCCGCGGCGGGAGAGCUGGAAGAGAGGUUUAACCACGUCCUGAACUGCAUGAACUUGCCCCCAGACAAGGUUCAGCUACUGAGCCAGUAUGACAACGAGAAGAAGUGGGAGCUCAUCUGUGACCAGGAGAGGUUUCAAGUCAAGAACCCCCCUGCAGCCUACAUCCAAAAGCUGAAGAGCUACCUGGAUACUGGUGGGGUCAGCCGAAAGGUAGCAGCUGAUUGGAUGUCCAACCUGGGGUUUAAGAGGCGAGUUCAAGAGUCCACGCAGGUGCUUCGGGAGCUGGAGACAUCUCUGAGGACAAAUCACAUUGGGUGGGUGCAGGAAUUUCUCAACGAAGAGAACCGCGGCCUGGAUGUGCUCCUUGAGUACCUGGCCUUUGCCCAGUGCUCUGUCACGUAUGACAUGGAAAGCAUAGACAAUGGUGCUUCCAAUUCAGAGAAGAACAAACCCCUGGAGCAGUCGGUGGAGGAUCUCAGCAAGGGUCCACCUGCAUCCAUGCCCAAAAGUCGUCACCUGACCAUCAAGUGCCCCCCUUCUCCCCGGCUGACCCCGGCCCACAGCAGAAAGGCCUUGCGAAAUUCCCGCAUUGUCAGCCAGAAGGAUGAUGUCCACGUCUGCAUCAUGUGCUUGCGUGCCAUCAUGAACUACCAGUCUGGCUUCAGCCUUGUCAUGAACCAUCCAGCCUGUGUCAAUGAGAUUGCUCUGAGCCUAAACAACAAGAACCCCAGAACCAAGGCUCUGGUGCUGGAGCUGCUGGCAGCUGUGUGCCUGGUUCGGGGAGGACAUGACAUCAUCCUUGCGGCCUUUGACAACUUCAAGGAGGUGUGUGGGGAGCAGCACCGCUUUGAAAAGCUGAUGGAAUAUUUCCGGAAUGAGGACAGCAACAUCGACUUCAUGGUGGCCUGCAUGCAAUUCAUCAACAUUGUGGUACACUCAGUAGAGAACAUGAACUUCCGUGUCUUCCUGCAAUAUGAAUUCACCCACCUGGGCCUGGACCUGUACUUGGAGAGGCUCCGCCUGACCGAGAGCGACAAGCUGCAGGUGCAGAUCCAGGCGUAUCUGGACAAUGUCUUUGACGUGGGCGCCCUCUUGGAGGACACGGAGACCAAGAAUGCUGUGCUGGAACACAUGGAAGAGCUGCAGGAGCAGGUGGCGCUGCUGACAGAGCGGCUUCGGGACGCGGAGAACGAAUCCAUGGCCAAGAUCGCGGAACUGGAAAAACAGCUGAGCCAGGCUCGCAAGGAGUUGGAGACCCUGCGGGAGCGCUUCAGCGAAUCGACCGCAGUGAGUGCCUCCAGACAUGCCCCGGAGCCUGAGAAAGUGCCUCCCCCAGCCCUGGCGCGGCCCUCCGCCCUGGAGCUCAAGGUGGAGGAGCUGGAGGAGAAGGGGUUAAUCCGUAUCCUGCGGGGGCCCGGGGAUGCGGUCUCCAUUGAAAUCCUCCCGGUCGCUGUGGCAACUCCGAACGGGAGUGAUGCUCUAACUCCGGGGGUGUUCGCUGGCUCCCCCAGCCCAGGUAUCCAACCUGCAGCAGAGCGGGUCCCUGGAGUCGCACCACCGCCGCCACCGCCACCGCCACCUCCACCGCCCCCACUCCCCUCCCAGCAGGAAGCCUCGUCCCUGGCACCCCCACCGGCCCCGCCCCUCCCAGGUAGCCCGGAGCCCCCGCCCGCGCCACCGCUGCCCGGAGACCUGCCGCCCCCGCCCCCGCCACCACCGCCGCCUGGUACUGACGGGCCGGUGCCUCCGCCGCCCCCACCGCCUCUGGGAGGUCUCUCUGAUGUCCUUGGAGGGCCUGGGCAAGAAUUGGGCCCAGGAGUGAAGGCCAAGAAACCCAUCCAGACCAAGUUCCGAAUGCCACUCUUGAACUGGGUGGCCCUGAAACCCAGCCAGAUCACUGGCACUGUCUUCACAGAACUCAAUGAUGAGAAGGUGCUGCAGGAGCUGGACAUGAGUGACUUUGAGGAGCAGUUCAAGACCAAGUCCCAAGGCCCUAGCCUGAACCUCAGUGCUCUCAAGAGUAAGGUAGCCCAGAAGGCCCCCAGCAAGGCAACACUCAUCGAGGCCAACAGGGCCAAGAACCUGGCCAUCACCCUGCGCAAGGGCAACCUAGGGGCUGACCGCAUCUGCCAGGCCAUUGAGGUGUACGACCUGCAGGCACUAGGCCUGGACUUCCUGGAGCUAUUGACUCGCUUCCUGCCCACGGAGUAUGAGCGCAGCCUUAUUGCUCGCUUUGAGCAGGAGCAGCGGCCAGAGGAGGAGCUGUCAGAGGAGGACCGCUUCAUGCUGCGUUUCAGCCGUAUCCCGCGCCUGCCAGAGCGCAUGGCCACGCUCACCUUCUUGGGCAACUUCCCUGACACAGUCCAGCUGCUCAUGCCGGUGUGGGCGGGGCGGGCAGGGCGGUGUGGCCUGGGCUGGCAACUGAAUGCCAUCAUUGCAGCCUCAAUGUCCAUCAAGUCCUCAGACAAACUCCGCCAGAUUUUGGAGAUUGUCCUGGCCUUUGGCAACUACAUGAACAGCAGCAAGCGUGGAGCAGCCUAUGGCUUCCGGCUCCAGAGCCUGGAUUCGCUGUUGGAGAUGAAGUCGACUGACCGCAAGCAGACGCUGCUGCACUACCUGGUGAAGGUCAUUGCUGAGAAGUACCCACAGCUCACAGGCUUCUACAGCGAUCUGCACUUUCUGGACAAGGCGGGUUCAGUGUCCCUGGACAGUGUCUUGGGAGAUGUGCGCUCUCUGCAGCGAGGCCUGGAGUUGACACAGCGGGAGUUUGUGCGGCAGGAUGACUGUGUGGUUCUCAAAGAGUUCUUGAGGGCCAAUUCGCCCACCAUGGACAAGCUGCUAGUAGAUAGCAAGACUGCUCAGGAGGCUUAUGAGUCUGUGGUGGAGUACUUUGGAGAAAACCCCAAGACCACAUCCCCGAGCCUGUUCUUUUCCUUCUUUAGCCGCUUUAUCAAGGCCUACAAGAAAGCUGAGCAGGAGGUGGAACAGUGGAAGAAAGAAUCAGCUGCCCAGGAGGCAGGCACUGACACCAUGAGCAAAGGGGAGUCCCCUGCACCCAAGUCCCCACCCAAGGCUCGGCGACAACAGAUGGACCUUAUCUCUGAGCUGAAACGGAAGCAGCAGAAGGAGCCACUCAUCUAUGAGAGUGACCGUGAUGGGGCCAUUGAAGACAUCAUCACAGUGCUCAAGACAGUGCCCUUCACUGCCCGCACUGGCAAGCGGACAUCCCGGCUUCUCUGUGAGGCCAGCCUGGGAGAGGAGAUACCCCUCUAAGCCCCCAGAUCUGCGGAACCAGCCCUACAUCCGCGCAGACACAGGCCGCCGCAGUGCCCGCCGGCGUCCCCCAGGCCCCCCGCUGCAGGUCACCUCUGACCUCUCUCUGUAGCCGCUACAUCUACACAGGUGGAUUUUGCAGGGCAGGAUGCCGCCCUGGGCAGGCUAGAGCUCAAGGAAGGUGGUCCUGAGCUCGGCUGGGCCGGGCAGCUCCCGCCUCUGCUGUCCCUGCCCUGGGCCCGCCUCAGAUGGUCCAGCACAUCCUCCUCUUGCCACAGAGGUCAACAUUGUUGGCCCCUCGCCCCAGAUGCUGCUCGCAGCACCCCCUAUCCCCUCCAAAUAGCCAUACUUAGUCUCAGCAGGAGCCUGGCCUGUAACUUAUAAAGUGCACCUCAUCCUCCCAACUCCCAGACCCGAGGACUCUCUAAGGACCUUAUUUUUAUACGAGAUUAAUAAAGACCUUUGCAAAA